CUUUACAAUAGAAGCUCGGUUGGAGAGGUCUGCGGAGAAAAGCUGGGAACGGCCGCUUCCGGCAUGUUCAUCUCUGGACGAAGAACGGCCGACAAGUGGAGGGCGGAGGAGAGACUCCAAUGCCCAGCGGGCAGUGCGCGGGCGGCGCUUGCGCGAUGCGCGGACGGGGGGGCGGUCGGGCCAUUUAAAUGUGUGUUUGUGGGUGAAAUGGCUGCGCAGGUCGGAGCGGUGCGCGUAGUACGGGCGGUGGCGGCGCAGGAGGAGCCGGACAAAGAGGGGAAGGAGAAACCUCCUGCUGGGGUCUCCCCGCGGGGAGUGAAACGGCAGCGCCGAUCUAGCAGUGGGGGGUCUCAGGAGAAGCGGGGACGGCCGAGCCAGGAGCCCCCUCUCGCUCCCCCUCACCGGCGGCGUCGCAGCCGCCAACAUCCUGGGCCGCUGCCGCCAACGAAUGCAGCCCCAACUGUCCCAGGCCCUGUUGAGCCUCUUCUCCUGCCGCCUCCGCCGCCACCUUCGCUGGCACCCGCUGGGCCCGCUGUCGCUGCCCCUCUCGCGGCCCCAAGCACCUCGGCCCUCUUCACCUUCUCGCCUCUGACGGUGAGCGCGGCCGGGCCCAAACAUAAGGGCCACAAGGAGCGGCACAAGCACCAUCACCACCGCGGCUCCGAUGGUGACCCCAGCUCCUGCGGAACCGAUCUCAAGCACAAGGACAAGCAGGAAAACGGCGAGAGGACUGGAGGGGUGCCUCUGAUCAAAGCCCCCAAGAGAGAAACACCAGAUGAAAAUGGUAAAACCCAGAGAGCCGAUGAUUUUGUCUUGAAGAAAAUAAAGAAGAAAAAGAAAAAGAAACACCGAGAAGACAUGCGAGGAAGACGCCUUAAAAUGUACAAUAAGGAAGUACAAACCGUCUGUGCUGGCCUGACCCGCAUCAGUAAAGAAAUUCUCACCCAAGGACAAAUAAAUAGCACUUCAGGACUUAAUAAGGAGUCCUUCAGGUAUCUGAAAGAUGAACAGCUGUGCCGAUUAAAUUUGGGCAUGCAAGAAUAUCGGGUACCCCAGGGAGUACAGACACCUUUUAUGACUCACCAGGAACAUUCUAUUCGUAGAAAUUUCUUAAAAACAGGUACUAAAUUUAGCAACUUUAUUCAUGAGGAACACCAGUCCAAUGGUGGUGCUCUUGUCCUUCAUGCUUACAUGGAUGAACUCUCAUUUUUGUCUCCAAUGGAGAUGGAGAGAUUUUCUGAGGAGUUUCUUGCUUUGACAUUCAGUGAAAAUGAGAAAAAUGCUGCUUACUAUGCUUUAGCAAUAGUGCAUGGAGCGGCUGCUUAUCUCCCAGACUUCUUGGACUACUUUGCUUUUAAUUUCCCCAACACUCCAGUGAAAAUGGAAAUUCUGGGCAAGAAAGAUAUUGAAACAACCACCAUUUCAAAUUUUCACACUCAGGUCAACAGGACAUACUGCUGUGGCACCUACCGAGCAGGUCCUAUGCGGCAGAUAAGUCUUGUUGGAGCAGUAGAUGAAGAAGUUGGUGAUUAUUUCCCAGAGUUCCUUGAUAUGUUAGAAGAAUCACCAUUUCUGAAAAUGACUUUGCCCUGGGGUACACUUUCCAGCCUCCGACUCCAGUGUAGGUCCCAGAGUGAUGAUGGGCCUAUAAUGUGGGUAAGGCCAGGAGAACAGAUGAUCCCUACAGCAGAUAUGCCAAAGUCACCCUUCAAAAGACGACGAUCAAUGAAUGAAAUAAAAAAUCUCCAGUACCUACCUCGGACCAGUGAACCCCGCGAAGUCCUCUUUGAAGAUAGGACUAGAGCUCAUGCUGAUCAUGUAGGUCAGGGGUUUGACUGGCAGAGUACGGCUGCUGUUGGAGUUUUGAAAGCUGUACAAUUUGGUGAAUGGAGUGACCAACCUCGCAUAACCAAAGAUGUGAUUUGUUUUCAUGCUGAGGAUUUUACUGAUGUUGUACAGAGACUUCAGUUAGAUCUUCAUGAACCUCCAGUUUCCCAGUGCGUACAAUGGGUAGAUGAAGCUAAACUAAACCAAAUGAGGCGGGAAGGCAUUCGUUACGCUAGAAUUCAGCUUUGCGACAAUGACAUCUACUUCAUCCCUAGAAAUGUCAUUCAUCAGUUCAAAACAGUUUCGGCAGUGUGCAGCUUAGCCUGGCAUAUAAGGCUUAAACAGUACCAUCCUGUUGUGGAAGCCACUCAAAACACAGAAAGCAAUUCUAACAUGGACUGUGGUUUAACUGGAAAGCGAGAAUUAGAAGUUGACUCCCAAUGUGUGAGGAUAAAAACUGAAUCUGAAGAAACAUGCACAGAGAUUCAGCUGUUGACAACUGCUUCAUCAUCCUUCCCACCUGCAUCAGAACUUAAUCUACAGCAAGAUCAGAAGACUCAGCCUAUUCCAGUUUUAAAAGUGGAAAGUAGACUGGACUCUGACCAGCAACACAAUCUGCAAGAACAUUCAACCACUUCUGUGUGAUAUGUACAUAUUCAAACACAUUUUUUAACUUUUUUAAAUUUUGAUGUGAAGUUAUAGUUUUAUAACUGGCUUAAGUUAAGUUUUAUUGGAGAAAUCUUGCCUAUAAUUCUAUAAAGAGAAAUGACAUUCCACAAAUGUCAAGCAUAUCUUUUUUACACAGAUUAUGCAAAGUUAAGAGUUGUAUCUUAUCCCGUUAGUACAGUAUGUAAUAGUGGGUCUGCUGCUACUUUCUGUUUUAAGGUGUGAGGUAACAAUUCAAUCUCUUCUUCAAAUCAAAAUGAGAAUUCUCUGGAAUAACAGAUUCUUAUUUGGUAAAUUAUUCACUUCCCUUAAUUUUAUCUUGCCUUGUCUCUUGCCAUAUUUGCUGUUUUUAUGGAUAAAUCAGAUUUAUGGUUUAGUAUUUGUGUCUUUAUGGCACAGGUUCAAUUUCUACAGUAAAAAUGGCAUAGGUUGCAGGAAAGAAUUCCUGCAUCUGGUACAUGGGCAAGUAAGUUAUUUAGUUCUAACCACAAAUAACAAGUAGUUUCUAAGGAAAUUUCAGUGGCUCUCUGGUUUCUUAACAAAAGAGAAAGCACAGCACUUUCUGAUCCAAACUGUCUUUUUUUUUGUAUCUGUUAUUUAAAGCCCAGUGGAUAUUUCAAUUAAAAAAAAAUCUAAAGAUGAAUAGUCCUUGGUCAUUCAUUAUCUAUGGCU
This is a messenger RNA of Piliocolobus tephrosceles (Ugandan red Colobus), 3165 nucleotides long. RefSeq names its product round spermatid basic protein 1 (gene RSBN1). The record is from RefSeq and is a predicted model, not a curated record. Gene Ontology annotation, cellular component: nucleus. NCBI's taxonomy places the organism in Eukaryota, Metazoa, Chordata, Mammalia, Primates, Cercopithecidae.